Microplitis demolitor is the source of this 1047-nucleotide messenger RNA. RefSeq lists its product as uncharacterized. The coding region runs from base 153 to 812 and encodes 219 amino acids. NCBI's taxonomy places the organism in Eukaryota, Metazoa, Arthropoda, Insecta, Hymenoptera, Braconidae. The record is from RefSeq and is a predicted model, not a curated record. The transcript is spliced from 4 exons.
UUCUGUAAAAAAUUAUUCAUAAUUAAAAUGAGCAAACAACUGUGAGAAAAUACAUCACAGAGGUAAUCUAAUCAUAAUCACUUUACAUGAUGCCACUGUUUCUAUUGGCAGUCAGCGAGAUGUAACGAGAGCAAUAAUAAAAAAUAUAAAUAAUGGAGUUACUUGUACCGGCUAUUUCUGAUAUUGUAUUUCAAUACUCAUGGACGAUUAAAAAUUACAAUAAAACUAUAACUAAAAAUAGUUUUAUCGACAGUCCGAAUUUUGAACUCAACGUUAAUGGAAUCCGGAGCUCAUGGAAUUUGUCAAUCAGAUUUUGGAAAGGUCCAGAAGGAAAAAGGCUAAAGAAUCCAAUAGUCUUGUGCCUAAAUAUGCUAAACUGCAAAGUUGAAGCAGCAGAACAAGCAAAGAUUCGCUUUCAAUUUGGAAUUUACAAUGCGGAAAAAAAUAAAUGGGAGUUUUUUAGUAUUCGCAGAACUAUUCUGGAGCUAAAGUCAACUAAAGAUAUCGCAUCAUUGGGGUAUCGAGAGCUAUCGGUCGGGGAGAGACAUCUGAGGAGUGAAACGGUCAAGUUGAUGGUAAAGAUACAGAUACAAAUUACUGAGUGUGAUGACAAGCAUAAUUUAACUCAGGAUGCAUUGAGGUUGACUAAGCAUCUCAAUGCGGAUACGAAAUUUGUCUGUGGCAGCAAAGGUCAAGACGAAAUUCCAGGGCAUACAAAUGUCAAAGCUGGGAGCAGUGACUUGCCAACGAAUAUUGGGAAGUCUUCUACUAAAGACAGUAGCCGGAGAUCAAACGACCAUAAUGACAAAUAAUUAAACUAAUUACUUCAAUAUUCAAUUAUUAUAUACAUUAUCAUGUUAAAAAUUACUUAAACUAACGAUUUUUUAUGGAAAAAAAAAUUAUUUGUAACAUGAUCCUGAAAUUAACAAUAGUUUGAUUUUUUUUUUUCAACAAAUCAAUAAAAAAAAAUGCACAUGUAGAAAAUUUAAAAAACUACAGGUGCAAUUUUUUGAAAUAAUUUUUUUUUAUAGUUUAUCGUUUAUAAAA